UGUCCACUGUGAGGUGAUGUCCAGGAGGAGGGGGGAUUGAUGUGACGUGUUCUUAAACCACAGUUUAACUGUUCUCAUGCUUGUGCUCUUGAGUGUGUCGAUACUGUUCUUACCAGAGAACUAAUCCUGAGUAAGAACAUUGGUGAAUCUUUGAAUCUUCACCAAGAUCUUCCUGAACUGGCGUGAAGUGGGUUUUAUGAAGAAAUUUCCUCUUAAGCAUGGUUUUUUCACGCUGGCCUCUGGCAGGUUUCUGCGCUAUCACUUUGUAAAUGAGUCCAAGAACUGGACAGAAGCCCAGAGGUACUGCAGAGAGCAAUAUGAUGACCUGGCGACGGUGCAGAACGUGGACGACAUGAACCAGUUGGUUGUGUCUGUCAAUGGCAGUUACAACGGCUCAGCCUGGAUCGGACUGUACAACGUCAUAAAUCCAUGGAGGUGGUCCCUGGAUGACCGCAACUCCAGCGGUGCUACAGAACUAACUUACACCAACUGGUACCCUGGACGGCCUCUGGAUGGACAGUGCGUUUGGAAGCAAAAUUCUCUGUACAACGCACCCUGGUCAGAUGUCGCCUGUGACGUUCUUCAGUCUUUCAUUUGCUAUGAUGGGAGAGCUAGCGCUGUCCAGCCUUACGUCCAAAUAGCGCUGUUUAUGAACUUCACUGAUGCUCAGAGUUACUGCAGGCAGCACUACACCGAUCUCGCCAGCGCCAGAGACUUCUCUGAGGACCUCAUGAUCGCCAGCGUUCAGACCAACCAACAUUCCUACAUCGGCCUGUACAGGACCAACACUCUCACGUGGUCAGACGGGAGUAAUUCCACUUUUACACACUGGGCUGCUGGGCAGCCACAUCAGUAUCAAGGAACGCCGUACUGCACCGCUACGUCAAUUUCCAACUCCGGAGGGUGGACAGAUCAUUCCUGCACAGACACGAGGCCUUUCGUGUGCCACAGUGUGCAGACAGAUCCUGUGGUUGGACUGAGGGUGGUGUUUACGACGAGGAGGAACCUGUCAAAGUCUGAGAUCAGGGAUCUGGUGUCUCAGAAGAUUAAAGAGCAGCUGGUCAGCGGGGGACUUCCUGACAUCAUCACUGUAAACGUGACGCAAAUCAAUAAACGCAGCCCCUGAGGGAAGCACACUGACUCCGCCUCUCAUACGCCCACCCGUGCAUGUAUAGACCACCGCAGUCCUGCCUCAUUCUGCGGACCUCGUUAUGCCCUUAUUAGGAACUCCGGGUCUCAGCCUCAUUUCUCUAUGGCCAGAAUGAACAGGGAAAGCUCGCCUCUAUCGCCCCCUGUGCUAAAUA
Messenger RNA from Pygocentrus nattereri (red-bellied piranha), 1304 nucleotides. Its product is annotated as macrophage mannose receptor 1-like. Lineage: Eukaryota; Metazoa; Chordata; Actinopteri; Characiformes; Serrasalmidae. Bases 197 to 1126 code for a protein of 309 amino acids. The record is from RefSeq and is a predicted model, not a curated record. The transcript has 5 exons.